This is a messenger RNA of Aptenodytes forsteri (emperor penguin), 5070 nucleotides long. RefSeq names its product collagen alpha-3(IV) chain. Gene Ontology annotation, molecular function: extracellular matrix structural constituent. The record is from RefSeq and is a predicted model, not a curated record. The coding region runs from base 1 to 5070 and encodes 1689 amino acids. Lineage: Eukaryota; Metazoa; Chordata; Aves; Sphenisciformes; Spheniscidae. Gene Ontology annotation, cellular component: basement membrane; collagen trimer. The transcript is spliced from 52 exons.
AUGGGGGAGCCUCUGUCCCGCCAGGAGCCUGGAAAGCAGCCGCGAAGGCCUUGUCGCGCGGGCAGCGUGUCGCUACGCAGGAGACAGUGGAUGUGGAUGGCAAGGACAGAGCGGUGUUGGGUGUGGAUGCUCUCUGAGAGCUGUGUAUGCAAAGGUAAAAGUCCCUGCUUUUGUGAUAGCAUGAAAGGUAAUAAGGGUGAAAAAGGCUUUCCUGGUGUUCCAGGUCCACCUGGUCACAGAGGCUUUCCUGGUCCAGAAGGGCCUCCAGGGCCCCAGGGACCAAAGGGUUCUCCAGGGCUUACUGGCUUAGUUGGACCCAAAGGUAUACGAGGAGUCGCAGGAAUACCUGGAUUUUCAGGUCCCCCAGGCCUUCCAGGUGAACCGGGAACUGUUGGUCCUCCUGGGCGCUCGGGUGUUCCGGGAUGCAAUGGCACAAAGGGCGAUCGAGGUUUUCCAGGUCCUCCAGGUAGAAGAGGUGCUCCAGGCGUUCCAGGUAUUGCUGGCACCAAAGGAGAGAAGGGGUGCCCUGCAGACGGAUAUAACCAAGGGUAUGGUGCAAAAGGUGAUCCUGGAUUGCCAGGAAUGCCUGGACUUCAGGGUGCCCAGGGUACUCAAGGAUAUCCUGGGGAACUUGGGCCACAGGGCCCUCCAGGGGCUUCAGGCAUGCCAGGGAAAGCAGGACCUCCUGGACCUAAGGGUCUUAUGGGACUGAAAGUAAUAGGAACGAAAGGAAGAAAGGGUGACACUGGAUUAACUGGACCCCCUGGACCACCAGGAACCGUUAUUGUGACAUUAAGUGGACCAGACAACAUGACGGACUUGAAAGGAGAGAAAGGAGAAAAAGGAUCAAGAGGACUUCCAGGGCCAAUGGGGUUUACAGGGCCAGUUGGUGAUUCUCAGAGUGAAAAGGGUGACCAAGGAGAACCCGGAGCACAGGGUACACCCGGAAAAGAAGGUGCCCCAGGUCCACCUGGCUUACCGGGACAAAAGGGUGAACAGGGCAAACCAGGACUGGCUGGCAGGCAAGGAGCUAAGGGGAUGAAAGGAGGCACUGGUCCACCUGGAGCUUGUGGUCGAACAGAGUAUUAUGAUAAUGUUGUUGGUGAAAAAGGAGAUGAAGGACCCCCCGGACCUCCAGGACCAAAAGGUCAACGUGGCAUGCCUGGGCCACAGGGUCCUCCCGGAGAUGCUGGUAGACCAGGUGUGUCAAGACCUGGUCUGAGAGGUCCCCCAGGAUUUCCUGGGCCAAAGGGAACAAAAGGAGAGAAAGGACAAACUGGCUUGUGUAUUGUAGGCCCUCCAGGACUACCUGGUAUUACUGGCAGCCCUGGUUCUGUUGGAUUACCAGGUCCUCCAGGAGAACCAGGUAGAGUAACAUUUAGAACAGGCCUACCAGGACUUCCUGGAGAGCCAGGGUGUACAGGACCUCCGGGACCUCCAGGAGAUAUUGGCAUGAAAGGUGAUGAAGCUUAUGUGUGUACUGAUUGCAGCUAUAUUCCGGGAAUACCUGGUCUUCCUGGUUCUCCUGGGCCAUGUGGCCAAGAUGGCAUGCCUGGUAGGGAAGGAACAACAGGUCCAAAAGGUUCUCCAGGUUCUCCAGGAGCACCGGGGUUUCCAGGAGCUCAAGGACCUCCGGGUUUUAGAGGAGAUCAAGGACAUAAAGGAUCAAAAGGUGAGCCAGGAUAUGUGUAUCCAGAAGGGCCAAAAGGUGAGCGAGGAGAUCCAGGGGCCAGGGGCGACAAAGGAAGAAAAGGUUCAAGUGGAUUUCUGGGAAGACCUGGUUCUAAAGGAUCCAAGGGUUCUAAAGGUGAAGAGGGACUGGCUGGUUCAAAAGGAGAUAGAGGACUACCUGGAUUGCCCGGUAGUCUUGGUCUUCCUGGAGAGAUGGGGCUUCCUGGACUGCCAGGAUAUGGACCACAAGGAAUAAGAGGUUUCAAAGGCUCUAAAGGAAUACCUGGUCCACCUGGAUUACCUGGAGAAGCUGGUCUGAAAGGAGAGACCAGUAGGGUAACUCCAUUACCUGCGUUGCCCGGACCUCAAGGGCCAGAUGGUUUACCUGGACCCCCAGGAGUGCCUGGUAGGGUUGGAGCAAGAGGUGAGCCAGGUGAUUCAGGACAUCCAGGGCCAACAGGUGACACGGGCUUUCCAGGGCUUGGAUUUCCCGGAAACCCAGGUCCAAAAGGAGAUAAAGGACUUGCAGGAGGCAGAGGGUCACCAGGUUGUGAAGGAAAGAUCGGAGAUCCAGGCCGAGCUGGAAACCUGGGACAACCAGGAAAAAAGGGUGACCCAGGCAUGGUUAUUCCUGGAGAGCCAGGUAGACUGGGUUCACCAGGAGGUCAUGGCAUUCCUGGCUCAAAAGGUGAUACUGGAUUUCCAGGACUUGCAGGCCUACCAGGGCGUGCUGGAUAUGAUGGUGAUGAUGGCCUAAGAGGAGAUCGUGGCUCACCUGGAGUUCCUGGAGAUCCAGGUUUUCCAGGGAAACCUGCUGAAUGUCUUACUGGCCUGCCAGGUUUGCCAGGUGGCCAGGGAACUACAGGCCCACCAGGAGGAAGAGGUUCGCAAGGUUCAAAAGGAAAACUAGGUCCUCCUGGCUUGAGUAUCCCAGGAAUCUACGGAAAGCCUGGGGAACCUGGAUUAAUAGGUCUUCAAGGAAACACAGGAUUACCUGGUCCCAAGGGACAGUCUGGAAGGCCAGGAAUCUCUGGUGUGCCAGGCUCAAGGGGAGAGCCAGGUAUAAUGGGCCUGUUAGGAAUUCCUGGACCCCCUGGCAUGAUUGGAAGACCAGGCAACCCGGGUAUUGGAGGUUCUUCUGGCCUCCCAGGACUAAAGGGAAGAAAAGGGUUUCUUGGAGCAAAAGGCGAACCAGGUGAUAAAGGUUUUCCUGGACCAUCUGAGACCUUGGUUGGUAUUGGGACUAAAGGAGAACAAGGCUUAAAAGGAGUUCAAGGAAGAAUGGGUCUAAGAGGAGAAAAAGGAGAUGUCGGUGUGCAAGGUCCCUCAGGUCUUGACGGGUCUGAAGGAAUACCUGGUCUACCAGGUGUCAAAGGAUUUAUGGGUCUUCCAGGGAUUCCUGGAGGACAAGGAUUCCCGGGUGCACCAGGAAACAAAGGGGACAUGGGAAUUCCAGGUCCAAAAGGACAGAAAGGAUCUCCAGGCUUUCCAGGACCAUCAGGUAACCCUGGUCCACCAGGCUAUGGUGGCUUUCCAGGUGACAAAGGAGACCCUGGGUACCCAUCUGCUGGACCUCCAGGAGAACCUGGUCCAAAGGGAGAUCCAGGCCUCCCAGGAGUUUUGGGCAGCAAAGGAGAAAAAGGAUCCCAAGGUCAUCCAGGACAUAAAGGAGCACCAGGACCACAUGGGAUCAGAGGGGAAACUGGAGGUGCAGGAAUCCCGGGGAAGCUUGGACCUCCUGGAGAUAUUGGUGUUAAAGGACGGCAGGGCCGCCCAGGACAACAGGGCAUUACAGGCCCUCCUGGUGCUGUUGGAGACCCUGGAAAAAUUGGACUUGUUGGUGAAAGAGGUAAUCAAGGUCAGGAUGGUAUGCCUGGUCCCCCAGGAGUAAAGGGAGAACCAGGACCACCGGGGAGAGGAAUCCCUGGCCUUCGAGGUAUUCCUGGUCGUGGAGGAGUCAAAGGGGACAUGGGACUGCCUGGUUUUCCUGGGCCACCGGGUAUGAAAGGUCAUCGGGGUGAUCAAGGACCCGUUGGACCUCCUGGCUUAGUGGGGUUACCUGGAUUUCAAGGCACAACAGGCAUGGCAAUUACUGGCCAAAAAGGGAAUAGAGGCAUUGCUGGUGCAGAUGGAAGACCAGGUGCGCCUGGUUUUCCAGGGCCUCCUGGUCUUCCCACUCCCAGCAUGAAAGGAAGCAAAGGUGUUAGAGGGGCAGAUGGCAUACCAGGGCCAACAGGCCCAGCCGGCAACAUUGGUCCUCCCGGUCCAAAAGGAUUAGAAGGUCGAUCAGGUUAUCCUGGUGCUAGAGGGGACCCUGGAUUUCUUGGAUUCCCAGGUGUAAAAGGAGAAAAGGGUAAUCAAGGACCCCCUGGACCACAAGGUGCAGAAGGGCCAAGGGGACCAAAGGGCCAGCAUGGUCCACCUGGAGUCCCUGGGAUAAUAUUCUCUGUCCCAGGAAGCAAGGGUCCUCCUGGACUGCCAGGAAUCCCAGGAACACCAGGUGAUCAAGGAAUUCAAGGGAUUCCUGGACUACAAGGACCUAAAGGAGUAAAAGGUCUUCCAGGAAGCUUUGGUCAUCCAGGUCAACCAGGACUGCCUGGUCCAAAAGGAGACAGGGGAUUUCCAGGACAAAGAGGACAACCUGGACUGAUUGGCUUUCCAGGUCUACAGGGGUUACCUGGAUCACCAGGUACUAUCAUUGCUGGUCCAACAAGAAGAGGUUUUAUCUUUACCCGGCAUAGUCAAUCAGCAAAGAUUCCUUCAUGCCCACAUGGGACAUCGCAGAUCUAUGUUGGCUAUUCACUGCUUUUUGUACAAGGAAAUGAACGAGCACAUGGACAAGAUCUUGGAACAGCUGGUAGCUGCUUGCAGAGAUUUACCACCAUGCCAUUCUUAUUCUGUAACACCAAUGAUGUUUGUAGUUUUGCUUCUCGCAAUGACUAUUCAUACUGGCUGUCAACUGCAGCAGUAGUGCCAGUAGACAUGGCACCCAUUUCUGGCAGGGCACUAGAGCCCCAUAUAAGCAGGUGUGCUGUCUGUGAAGGAGCUGCAAUGGUAAUAGCAGUUCACAGCCAAACAACUGUAGUUCCUGCAUGUCCAGAAGGCUGGAUAUCUCUCUGGAAGGGUUUUUCUUUUGUUAUGUAUACAAGUGCUGGCUCAGAAGCUUCUGGCCAAGCAUUGGCAUCUCCUGGAUCUUGUUUGGAAGAAUUUCGAGCCAUCCCAUUCAUAGAGUGCCAUGGCAGGGGGACGUGCAACUACUACACAAAUUCCUACAGCUUCUGGUUGGCAUCGUUAAAUCCAAGAAGAAUGUUCAGGAAACCUCUGCCACAGACUUUGAAAGCAGGAGAACUAGAAAAUAUCAUCAGUCGUUGUCAGGUCUGCAUGAAGAGACCAGUCUAA